Liolophura sinensis is the source of this 2943-nucleotide messenger RNA. RefSeq names its product very long-chain specific acyl-CoA dehydrogenase, mitochondrial-like. Gene Ontology annotation, molecular function: flavin adenine dinucleotide binding; fatty-acyl-CoA binding; very-long-chain fatty acyl-CoA dehydrogenase activity. The coding region runs from base 1 to 2019 and encodes 672 amino acids. Lineage: Eukaryota; Metazoa; Mollusca; Polyplacophora; Chitonida; Chitonidae. The transcript is spliced from 21 exons. The record is from RefSeq and is a predicted model, not a curated record.
AUGCGUACGUCUCUGUUUACGCAACAGCACGUUCCGCCGAGGUCCAAAGUUCACCAUAACAGCGCCGUAGCGGAGUUGGAAGGAACCAGGCCGUCAUUUCUUCGAUUGAGGAACUGUGAACGAAGCAGAAAUCAUGUUGAGAUCAGUGAGAAUACUUCCUGCCUUGACGAAAUUGUCCGGAACGGAGAAAUUUCUGUCAAAAACGGGGUCACUGGUGUUUGUCAAAGGCCAGAGGAUAGCUCAUCAGAGAAAAAACCUUCAAAAUCUUUUGCCAUGAAUUUGUUCAGGGGAGAAGUCAAUGCUGAUCAGGUUUUCCCUUUCCCUGAAGUGCUGUCUGAAGAACAGCGAGAGACCCUCCAGCUUCUGGUGGAUCCAUGCUACAAAUUUUUCCAGGAACAAAACAAUGCGUUCAAAAAUGAUGAAUUGGAGAAAGUGGAAGAUGAAACGAUGGAGGGACUGAAGGCAAUGGGAGCUUUUGGUCUGCAGGUUCCCGAGGAUUUGGGUGGUGUGGGGCUGUCCAAUACACAGUAUGCCCGUAUGGUGGAGAUCGUAGGAGCACAUGACCUGGGGGUGGGCAUAACACUUGGGGCUCACCAGUCAAUCGGGUUUAAGGGCAUACUGUUGUUUGGAACACCAGAACAGAAGCAGAAGUACCUGCCAGCGCUGGCCUCGGGGGAGAGGAUGGCUGCCUUCUGCCUGACAGAGCCGUCCAGUGGGUCAGAUGCCAGCUCUAUUCGCACAAAAGCUGUAUUAUCAGAUGACGGCAAACACUACAUAAUGAAUGGCAGUAAGAUCUGGAUCAGUAAUGGAGGUCUGGCUGAGGUGUUCACAGUGUUCGCACAGACACCGUUCAAAGAUGAGAAGACAGGAGAAAUGAAGGAUAAGGUGACGGCUUUCAUUGUGGAGAGACAGUUUGGGGAGUUUCCAAGUGAUGGUCCCCCAGAGAAGAAGAUGGGUAUCAAGGCUUCUAACACGGCUGAGGUGUACUUUGAGGAUGUGAAGAUCCCAGUGGAGAAUGUUCUAGGGGGUGUUGGAGGUGGCUUCAAAGUGGCCAUGAACAUUCUGAACAACGGUCGUUUUGGGAUGGCUGCUGCUCUCUCUGGGACCAUGAAGUAUUGCAUCAACUCUGCAGUGGAUCAUGCAACAAACAGAAACCAGUUUGGGAAGAAGAUUCACCAGUUUGGAGCCAUUCAGGAGAAGAUUGCAAGGAUGGUGAUGGCUCAGUAUGUGACAGAGUCGAUGGCCUACAUGGUGUCAGCCAACAUGGACCAGGGUUCCACAGAAUUCCAGAUUGAAGCUGCCAUCAGCAAAAUAUAUGCCUCAGAAGCCGCUUGGUUCUGUGCUGAUGAGGGAAUUCAGAUCCUGGCAGGCACAGGCUACAUGAAGUCAGCUGGCAUUGAGAGAGUGAUGAGGGAUCUUAGAAUUUUCCGUAUAUUUGAGGGAACAAAUGACAUCCUGAGGCUGUUUGUUGCUCUGACAGGAAUCCAGUAUGCCGGCUCACAUUUGAAAGAACUACAGCGCGCAUUCCAGAAUCCAGCUGCAAAUUUGGGACUAAUCUUUGAUGCAGGAGCAAAGAGAGCAAAACGGUUUGUUGGACUGAGCAAUGGACAGGCUUUGGGGAGUUUUGUUCAUGCUGAUCUCGCAAAACCAGCUAGUCAGACAUCCAAAUCCAUUGAAGACUUUGGAGGCAUCAUUGAAGACCUACUCAUGAAGCAUGGCAAGGGAAUUGUGGAGGAGCAGUUCAUUCUGAAUCGAGUGGCAAAUUCCGCCAUUGACAUCUACGCCAUGGUCUCCAUUUUGUCUCGGGCUUCAAGGUCGUUAAGUCAAGGUCAGAGCUCGGCCAGUCAUGAGGCAAAUAUCUGCAAGGUUUACUGUGAUGAGGCAUCGGACAGAAUUCGUGACAAUCUCAAAGCCACGUACAGCUCCUCAUCCAUCACAAACUUUAACCGGCUUGCGGAGAUCUCAGAUGACGUCAUUCAGAACGGAGGCACAGUUCAGUCUCACCCCCUCGGGUUUUGAGACAGAAGAACUUAGCUGUACAAUAGUUGUAAUUGUAAAAGUACUAUAUGUAACAUACACAAGCAAUCAUCGCUGAUACAUGUUAUUUAUACAACCGAAGGCUUGAUGGCUGCCGCCAUGCAGGUGUCUGUAGUAUAUGUGAUAUACACAAGCAAGCAUUGCUGAUAUGUAUUAUUUAUACAAGCGAAUUAAAGCUUUAUAGAGCUCCUACCAUGGAUGUGUCUUUAAUUAGGCAAGUACUGUACAUUUAAUGUUCAUGUUGUAGACAUACAAAGUCAUUUAUGACACCUACAUUUAAGGUUAAUUAAUGUAGCCAAUUUAUAAAAAUGCUCGAUCUACAAUUCCUCAGGGCUAAAUGUCGCUCAUUUAAACAAAUGUUCUACAUGUGAUCAAAGAUAUUCUCAGGAGAAUGUUAGAUUAUUUUUGUGUUUGCUUAUGUUUGUGUGUGAGGGAGUUUAGUGGAUGCAGUCCUGUCCCACAUGCUGUUUUGUGUGAAUUAACUGUGCAAAUGUAACAUAUCAAACUUAAGCUGAUGUUUAUCUCGCUAUAUUAUUAGCUGGAUACAUUUAAAUAUAAAAGCUGAGCAUUCUUUGUGACAAACUUUGUAUACUCAUGACCUCUUACGACAUGUUCUACCGUUCAGACUUUGGGCAUAGCCGACCAUUUGUUCUGUCAACUAGUCUGUGAAAUGUGAACAAGGUGAUUACAAAACGAGGUGUAGCAUGUGGACUGAAAUGAUUCCAAUGUGGAGUGGUUCUGAUGUCAUCAAAUUUGACUAGAAGUUGGCAUUUCAAAUGGCAUGUUGUGAACAUAACUGAAGGAAGACAUCUUGUGCAAUGCAUUACAAUGCAACAACAACAACAUUUUUAUUGACGGAAGUAUAGAUCUUAAGUAGGAGGAAGUAAUGUACAUGUAAUAUAAAAA